UGUAGUCCAAUGUGAGGACCAAAUGUCCAGAUAAUGACCUUGUGAUGACUCUUUACACUUUUCUGAGUUCUCAUCACAGGUUUCCUUGCUGUAACUCACACACACUCAUACACACUCAGGCCUUUGUGUGUGUGCAUGUGUGUUUUUUCUUUGUACAGGGCAAUUGAGCCGUUUGAUCUCUUCCUCCUGUCCAGUGCACAGCAGGAAAUAGAGAGAGAGAGCGAGCGAGAGAGAGAGGAUUGGCUGAGGGAGGAUGGGAAGGACACUCCGAGUGAACAUUCUGAUGAUGGGGAACAAACACACCUUCAGCGAUGCACUAACUCUGAACUCUGAUCCUGAUUUCACUGCUCUGUAAGAAGGACCUGUGUGUGUGUGUGUGUGUGUGUGUGAGGGAGAGAUGGAUCUAACACAGGAAGGUUCUGGUUGGUGUUCUGAUUGUCAGAAUGAGAAUGGUUCAAAUUAUUGGGAUUAUUCAGAUUACUGGGCUGAAAUGUCCUCAGCCUUCAGCCACUCUGAACUGGUUGCCGUAACGACACUGUGUGUGCCACUGCUAGUGCUCGGCCUGAUGGGUAAUAUUCUUACUAUCCUGGUGGUGUGGCUCCGCCCCCAGAUGAGAAGCACCACCUACCUUUACCUGAGCAGCAUGGCGGUGUCGGAUAUCUUGAUGCUGGUACUGAUGCCCCUCGACCUGUACAAGCUCUGGUGGUACCGACCCUGGUUUCUUGGUGACGCAGUGUGUAAACUCUCUCAGUUUGUGAGCGAGUGCUGCACUUUCUCCUCCAUCCUGCACAUGACUGCAUUAGGGGCGGAGCGUUACGUGGGUGUGUGCUUUCCACUCAGAGCCCGCCUCCUGGUGACACGGGGGCGUGUCCGUGUGCUGAUUGGUGCACUGUGGGGUGUAAGUGUCCUGAGUGCAGGCCCUGUGCUGGUGCUCGUAGGGGCGGAGCCUGUAGAAGGUAAUCUGACUGAGUGCCGUGUGACCCAGUGGGCGGAGUCUUCGGGGCUGAUGGUGGCCAUGUUGUGGCUCUCGAACCUGUAUUUCAUCAUUCCACUGAUGACACUAACGAUGCUCUACACACUCAUUGCUCGCCGACUACGCCAACGUAGACACGUCCAUCGAGACCAGACCCACCGCCAGACACUAAGGAUGAUGGUGGUGAUAGUGUGUGUGUUUGUGGUGUGUUGGUUGCCGUUUCAUGUCGCUCGUACGUUGUUCUGUUUGUCUCUGAGCUCCAGCGUUCAGGUUUAUUUCCUCUCUCAGUAUCUGAAUCUCGUUUCCUUCGUGCUGUUCUACUGCAGCGCUGCCAUCAACCCACUGCUCUACAACAUCAUGUCCUCCCGUUACCGUGACAACGUUCGCGCCCUACUCCGCCCGCGCACUCGACCCCUGCCGGCCCCCUCCCCUUCCAGCACACACUUUUGACCUGUGUGUGUGAGCUGUACUGCACUGUGUGUGUGGGUGUGUGUGUAAGCUGUACUGCACUGUGUGUGUGGGUGUGUGUGUAAGCUGUACUGCACUGUGUGUGUGGGUGUGUGGGUGUGUGUGUAAGCUGUACUGCACUGUGUGUGUGGGUGUGUGUGUGGGUGUGUGUGUAAGCUGUACUGCACUGUGUGUGGGUGUGUGUGUGAGCUGUACUGCACUGUGUGUGUGGGUGUGUGUGUGAGCUGUACUGCACUGUGUGUGAGUGUGUGUGUGAGCUGUACUGCACUGUGUGUGUGGGUGUGUGUGUGAGCUGUACUGCACUGUGUGUGUGGGUGUGUGUGUGAGCUGUACUGCACUGUGUGUGGAUGUGUGUGAGCUGUACUGCACUGUGUGUGUGUGUGAGCUGUACUGCACUGUGUGUGGAUGUGUGUGUGUGUACUGCACUGUGUGUGUGUGGGUGUGUGUACGUGUGGGUGUGUGUACGUGUACUGCACUGUGUGUGUGUACGUGUACUGCACUGUGUGUGUGUGGGUGUGUGUAUGUGUGGGUGUGUGUACUGCACUGUGUGUGUGUGGGUGUGUGUACGUGUGGGUGUGUGUGUACUGCACUGUGUGUGUGUGUGGGUGUGUGUACUGCACUGUGUGUGUGUGUGUGUGUGUGUGUGUGGGCAGAAGGUCACAUGGUUGUAACUGUUCACUAAUCAGCUAAAACAAUACAAACUUAAAGAGCUGUAAAAGUCCCACAGACAGUUAGAAUUAAUUUGAGCCCCAGUCAGAGCCUCUGAAGGGAAGAAGCUGUUGUUUACUCUCUGUGUGUGUUAAAAGAGUUUUAUAUCAUAUAUAAAAGCUGUUUUGUUUCCAUGGAAACAGACAUUGAGGUUUAUUGCUUACACAGUAUUUGUGUGUGUGUGGAUUCUUUUGCAAACAUCAGAGUAAAACAUUUUCAGACAAACAUUUUAAUCAUUAUUAGCAAAAUAGCCUGAACACAAUAAAAUGAAAUUUCCAGUAAAAAACGAUAUGAAGCGACGAUGAUAAAUAAACUCAACACUUACACACUUUAUCCAAGUUCUGAAAGUAAAUCUCUAAAAGAAACUCAAUGAAAAGCUGCAAUUAUAAUAAUGCAGAUGUGUGAACA
This is a messenger RNA of Tachysurus vachellii, 2557 nucleotides long. Its product is annotated as growth hormone secretagogue receptor type 1-like. Gene Ontology annotation, molecular function: growth hormone secretagogue receptor activity. Gene Ontology annotation, biological process: G protein-coupled receptor signaling pathway; hormone-mediated signaling pathway. The record is from RefSeq and is a predicted model, not a curated record. NCBI's taxonomy places the organism in Eukaryota, Metazoa, Chordata, Actinopteri, Siluriformes, Bagridae. Gene Ontology annotation, cellular component: plasma membrane. The transcript has 3 exons. The coding region runs from base 398 to 1423 and encodes 341 amino acids.